CCUUCUUUCUUUCUCUCCAGAGCAGAAAUGCAGCAGAGCUUGAUCUGACUUGUCCUGCCUGCUGCUGGAAAGCCUUUUCUCGCUCCUCUGUGGACUCAGUCGGGUUGGAUCUACACGCUGUGAUAUGGCCAUUUCUAUUUCUGUCCAGUGUCUGGGGCUCAUCACACUGGCAGCGAUCCUCCUGCAGACCAUCGCGGUUGCGGUCAGCUUCAUGUACUUCAACAAAGUUCUGAACACGAUGCAGGAGAGCUUUUCCCGGAGCAGCGUGUCCUGCCUCAUGAACGCAAACCUCCACUCAGAAUUCGGGGAUGUGGCGGCCGAGGACAAGAAGAGCGACCCCUGCUGGCAGGUCACCCAGCAGCUCCACCAGCACAUAGAGAAGAAGAUUGCUGACAGAUUCCAGAAGGAGAUAUCCACUGCAAUGAGAAAUAAGCUGACGGGAAUGCUGCCUGUCCUGAGCCCUGGGGUCCGAGGGGUCCCGCUUCCUAAAGUGGCUGCACAUGUGACCGGCGUCGUCUCAUCCACGGAGCCUCCAGCAGCAGACAGCGCACGCAGCAGCAGGGGUUACAUGGGCGAGCGCAUCAGAGCAUGGGAGGGCCAGAGAGGUCUGUCCUUCCUGCAGAACAUGGAGCUGAGGGGAGGCGAGCUGCUGGUGCCCAGAGCAGGCCUCUACUACAUCUACGCCCAGACCUACUUCAGACUGCCCUCCACGGGGGAGACGGAGGGGGAGGCAAAGGAGGAGGAAGGAGCACAGCUUGUCCAGUACAUCUACAAGAAGAUGAGUUCCUACACGGUGCCCAUCUUGCUGAUGAAAUCUUCCCGAAGCGCGUGCUGGCCUCGGGGUCAGGAGCCGGGCCUGUUCUCUCUGCAUCAGGCCGGAACCGCCUUCCUGCAGCCCGCCGACCGCAUCUUCAUCACCGUGAGCAACGCCAGCACCAUGGAGAUGGACGGGAGGGCGAGCUACUUUGGGGCUUUCCUGGUGGGCUAAAGGACGCGUCCCGGACUGAAACUGAAACAGACAUGAGCAGAGGUGGACCCAGAUGUCAGGUGUUUUGCUUGAUUACAUGAGUGGGUGUCUGAAGGUACAAGAAGAAACAAGGGGUGAGGAAGCAAGGAGUUCUUCUGGACCACGGAGCUGCAACACUGAGCGGCCAAAAAUCGCAAGGGAGAUGAACCGUUCGGUUGGACCAGCAGUGACCUGGUUGCAGUUCGACCCCACACAGGAUAUUAAUUCUGUUUUAACGGCUGGUGAACAGAAUGUGCUGUAGAAAUGUGGAAUAUGCAGAGUAUUCGGGGAACAUUUGGAGCCGCACAACAGAUGCAGAUUAAAUGUUGCUGCCUUUUAUUCAAGCGAUCGGUUUUGCCCGCAGGUGAAACAGUCAACAGCCAAGUUGUCAAACCCAGGAAGCGGCAGCGGUGUUGGACACAUGACACGGCUUUUAUCAGAAAUAUGUACAAAAAAAAGAAUAUGCCACAAGACAAGAUCUUACAUGCUCAGGAUUAUGAAUGAAGCUUCUUUUUUGUUUACAGUACUUCUGGUUGGAUUUCCUCGUCGUUCAUGGUCCCACUGAUUGUGAUGUCCUUUCAAGACUGAACAAGUUUAAUAUUUAAAGGGUGUUUCCGACAUAUUCACACUUACAUGUGCCGUGAACCUAAAUCCUGACUGCCCACUUACUGAAACAUUCAAUAAAUCCCAGUAGUGCUGCUUUCAAGUU
Stegastes partitus (bicolor damselfish) is the source of this 1715-nucleotide messenger RNA. RefSeq names its product TNF superfamily member 10. Gene Ontology annotation, cellular component: membrane. Gene Ontology annotation, molecular function: tumor necrosis factor receptor binding. The record is from RefSeq and is a predicted model, not a curated record. Lineage: Eukaryota; Metazoa; Chordata; Actinopteri; Pomacentridae. The transcript is spliced from 6 exons. The coding region runs from base 125 to 988 and encodes 287 amino acids. Gene Ontology annotation, biological process: immune response.